This is a messenger RNA of Phlebotomus argentipes, 2121 nucleotides long. RefSeq lists its product as uncharacterized. Gene Ontology annotation, molecular function: RNA uridylyltransferase activity. The coding region runs from base 70 to 2001 and encodes 643 amino acids. The record is from RefSeq and is a predicted model, not a curated record. The transcript has 3 exons. Lineage: Eukaryota; Metazoa; Arthropoda; Insecta; Diptera; Psychodidae.
CUGGUGAGCACCCAAAAAUAUUUUUACAAAUUCCUGGAAAUUCUUGGUUUUAUUGACCAUGCGGCCACAAUGCAUCCGUCAAAUGUAAGAGCGUCGCAGCCUUUCCAGCCUAUGGCGCAUCAGUAUCCUAGAUUCAACGCGCCCAGGCGUUUUGGUCAAACCCCGCGCGCUUCACUGCCUAAGAGAUCUGCCAAUGUACCGGUGGAGAAGCGGAAGCUGUCCCCGAAGGCACAAGAGGGAAACGGAAAGAAGAGCAAGCAGCAGGAGAAUGAGAAGCUAGAGAAGAUCCACAGAGAGUUGAAGGAGAUCCUGGAAAACACAGAGAACGACAAUAGCAUAAUCGCCCUGAUGAAGUACAUCCAGCCGAGCCAGCAAGAGACUCAUGAUAUACUCAUGAGGGUGACGGACGAUAUCAGGACGGUGUUGUCGAGGUCUUUCAUGUUCUUCGACAUUUAUCCCUUUGGAUCCGUGGUGACAGGACUGCUGAUGAAGGACAGUGAUCUGGACUUCUACGUGUGCCUCCCAGAUCCAAUACUCCAGGAAAUCGAUCAGGUGUUGCGAAACGUGGAGAGGAAUCUGUGGAGGAGUCGCAUGUUCACCAAAGUUAUAAGGAUUCCACGUGCUCGCGUGCCUCUGCUCAAGUUCCUACAUUCUGACCUCAAUGUCUAUUGUGAUGUGAACUUCACGAAUUCGAUGGGCAUCCACAGCAGCGCCUUCAUCCAGCACCUAAUCCAGCUGGACUACCGAAUCUACCCUUUGAUGAUGGUGGUGAAGUUCUGGGCGACCCUGCAUAAAUUGAGCGGCACCGGGAGGAUCACAAACUACUGUCUCGUCAUGAUGGUGAUAUUCUUCCUGCAGUCGCUGCCCAAAGCGCCUCUUCUUCCUCCAGUGGAGGUGUUCCAGCGCCAUGUGCCCGUGAUGGGAAUCGGCGGAUGGAACGCGGCCUUUGACCGGUCGCUAAAGUAUUCUUCAGGGAACAUGAUGUGUCUGAGCAAGCUUUUGGGUGAGUUUUUCACCUUUGUCGCCAAUUUUGACUACGUGAACCUUAUGAUGUGCCCACUGUUUGGCAAGGCGUACAAGAAGGAGGACUUUUCAGCAGCUGUUGAACCGCCAGAAGGUUUCGAGCUGUACAGGGCUUACGUUCUGGAGAAUCCCGAGGACACACUGCAGAAUCUCAAGCCUCUGUGUGUGCAGGAUCCGUUCGAGCUGAAGAUGAAUAUUGGAGGAUGUUGUGGAGAAAAGCACCUGAAGUACUUCAUCACUGCUGCCACUGCUGCGGCCAGGAUCUUUGAACAAGGCAAUCUCAACAACGAGAACUUGUCUCAGACGCUGAUGAGUCUCUUCUUCGAGAAAUUCUUAGCAGUGCCUAUGAAGAAGAACACUCAGAAGGGGAGUCACAAUGCGUUUCUCUCCAUUCCUGGCGUGCGCUCAAAGAAUCUCCUCAAUCUCACACUCAUGCCGUCGAAGGCGGAGUUGAAGCUGCUGAAGGAACUCGUGCAGCGCAACAACAUAAACUCCUUGGAGGCGAUAAAGGAGAUCAACAAGUUUUGGGUGGACAUAAUGGGGAGAUUUAUCGUGUCCAUUUUCAAGGAAAUCUACGUGAUGCAGUUGACAUUGGACUCACAGCCGGGAAACAGCAACAGUACCUCAUCGGAUUACCCGAAAGUCUUCCUCGCCAGCACGGAAGUGAAUGUGUGGAGCAACAGAAAGACACCAGGGGCCAACACUGCCAGAGAGGCUGAGAUUUCGGAGACAAAACGCCUCCAGGAGGCCAUUCAGGGACCGGAUCCGCUGAAAUUCAGCCUCGUCCUCAACACGAACAACAUGUACGAGUACCUGCAGGUGUGCUGUAUUGACAGGAUGAUGGUGAGAAACAAUCUCAGGGACUUUCACCAGCACUUUGUGAAAAGCGUGAGGACAUUUCUGAACGCGUACCUUCACGACUACAUGACCAAGUCCAAGGAAGACGCAACAGUUGUCCAGGAAUCUGGCCAAGAGUGAGGUAUUUUUUUCUAAAUUGUAAAAUACACUUUUUAAGGUUUUCAUUUGUAUUCAAAAUGAAUUGAUUGUGAAUAAGAAGAAUUUCAAAUUUUAAUGUUAAUGAAGCAAAUCUUUAUUCUC